UAUAUUUCUAUAUUUUAGAGUGAUUUUGAACAUAGUUGUAAGUUAUCAGCAUUCAUUAAAAGCUUGGAUAAUAAUCCAGAAAUAGAAAAGGUAUAUAUUGAUAGUUAUUUAAAGUCUGUAAAGGAUAAUCAAAAAGAUACUGUAAGAACAAUUUAUUCUAUGCUCAAAUCUCUAUAUUCUUCUAUAGCAAGACAAGAGGAUAAUAUUAAAUCCUUUUGCUGUUUUUAUUUGAAUUAUUGGCUAAACAAGCAAAGGAAAGAAAAACUAAUAAAUGUUAAUGUUGAUGCAUGGCAAGUUAUUGAAAAAUUAUGGGGUACACUAAAAAAUUCUUCUGUUUCAUGUAAAAGGAAAUAUUAUGACGAACCUUGGGAUGACAUGAAAAAGUGCGUUGAAUUUAUGGUUUACUGCGUAAAUAGGGAUGAACUCCAAAAACAUUGCGAAAACCCAAGUGAUGUAGGGUUUAAAAGUAUGUAUUGUAACAAUUUUAAUAUAUACACAAAGCAUUAUUAUGAUCAAUUUACUAAGAAGGUUACAUGUCUUAGAGAUACAAAUAAAGAUAUACAUUAUAACUGGAAAUUUUCGGAUACAUGUACUCUUCAUAAUAUGGCUAAAACAUUCCCAAAAUAUGAUAAAAGCCGUCAAAAAAUAGUAGAUGAUACAUCACGAUUGCCUAUAAAUAAAUGUGAAGAUCCUGGAGAUUCAAGAACUAUUAACUGUUACAUGCUUGAUGGAGUUCCUGUUACAUUGGAAGAAUUACCAACUAUAGACGUGAUUCCCUUGAAAUAUG
Molecule: messenger RNA, 787 nt
Organism: Plasmodium vivax (malaria parasite P. vivax)
Lineage: Eukaryota; Apicomplexa; Aconoidasida; Haemosporida; Plasmodiidae
Product: variable surface protein Vir3, truncated, putative
Exons: 1
Source: RefSeq, a predicted model, not a curated record